Knipowitschia caucasica is the source of this 462-nucleotide messenger RNA. The record is from the annotation of a GenBank genome assembly. Lineage: Eukaryota; Metazoa; Chordata; Actinopteri; Gobiiformes; Gobiidae.
AUGCCCCGCCCCUUUUGUCUGAAUUCUGUGUUUCUCACCUGGAUGCCCCGCCCCUUCUGUCUGGAUACUGUGUUUCUAACCUGGAUGCCCCGCCCCUUCUGUCUGAAUGCUGUGUUUCUAACCUGGAUGCCCCGCCCCUUCUGUCUGAAUGCUGUGUUUCUAACCUGGAUGCCCCGCCCCUUCUGUCUGGAUGCUGUGUUUCUCACCUGGAUGCCCCGCCCCUUCUGUCUGGAUGCUGUGUUUUUAACCUGGAUGCCCCGCCCCUUCUGUCUGGAUGCUGUGUUUCUCACCUGGAUGCCCCGCCCCUUCUGUCUGGAUGCUGUGUUUCUAACCUGGAUGCUCCGCCCCUUCUGUCUGGAGGCUGUGUUUCUCACCUGGAUGCCCCGCCCCUUCUGUCUGGAUGCUGUGUUUCUCACCUGGAUGUCCCACCCCUUCUGUCUGGAUGCUGUGUUUCUCACCUGA